GGAAUCACACCUGGCAUAAUAAGCAAAAUAUCUAAACUGAUUGAAUAUCCAAACUGGUUUUAGAUCAUAAAUUGAAAAAUAAUUAUUUCACAUUAUUCUAUAGUUUGUUUACAUUUCGCUGUUUUGAUGAAGUUUUAGUUUUUUUCUCAUCUAGUUUUUGUUUUCCAUCUAAAAUGACCAUUGAGACUGCAGGUGUGAACAAACGCACUUUGAACGAUCAGACAGACGCAGAAAAGGAUGCGGAAUAUGAAAAAUUUAAGAAAGAGUGGGAAAGUGAGGAAUUGGCCCAGGUCAAGGUCAAAGUGCUCCAAGGUCAUGAAAAGAGUGUGAACAGAUGCGCCUUCUUGGACCAGACAAAGAGCAACCUUCUCUCCUGCUCCAGCGACAAAACAUGUAAACUGUGGAAGUUGGAUACCAUAUCUUGUGCUAAGACAUACAACUGCCACGACAACAUAAUCAGCUAUAUGGAUGUACCACGUGAUCAGAUAGGUGAGAACGAGACAGCCCCGGCCAAGAACUUCCUCACGACAGCCUGGGACAAGCUGCUCUGUUAUUGGGACUUGGAAACAGGCCAGAAUGUCUGGAGAAACAGACUCAAGGCUAUCUCGAACUCAUGUGCCAUUUCUCCUGACUCCAAGUGUGCGGCGUCUAUGAGUGAUGUUGAAUACAUUCUCCAACUAUGGGAUGUCAAUUCGGGCAAAUGCAUCAAAAACAUCAAAGCAUUCCACAAGAGCUAUGCCACCCAUCUAUCCUUCGACAAGACUGGAACCCGAGUCAUGACUUCAAGUGUGGACGGGCAAAUCAAAAUUUUUGACGUCAGAUCUUUCGCCACAACUUUGAAACUCCUGGACGGACAUCAAGGAGUCGUAUCACAUGCUCAGUUUUCAGCCGACAAUCGCAAAGUCGUAUCGUGUGGUUGGGACAAACGAAUCUGUGUGUGGGAUAUUGCCACUGGUCUUUUCAGACAUGAAGGCGCCAAAGUUUACGAAAACGGUCACGAAGGUUCAAUCAGUUCAUGUCUUCUAGAUGGCAACAUGCUGGUAUCCUGUAGUUACGACCAGACAAUUUCAGUCUGGGAUUGCGUCAACGGAACUGUCAAACUGUCGCUUAAAGGUCACGAAGGCUGGAUCAACGAUGUUGUUUUAUCGGAUGACCGAAAAUGGCUGGCAUCUGCGUCUAAAGACUCGACAGUUCGACUUUGGAACAUUGAAGAUUCGGAUCGUUUGAAGUAUAUUGCAAAAACUACAUCUGUUGGUCUGCGGGUUCUGACCUGCGAAAACUGUAAAAAGCCUUUUUCGCUCAGUAUGCAAGAGCACGAUGAGAUUUCGGAGGAGUUUAAGAAGUUUUGCUUCUUUUGUCGUAUUCACUAUGAAUCAAAAUAACAAAAAAACUCUAAUCCUUUUUGUUUACGCUAAUUUUUGGUGCUAGAUUUUAGGGCCCUUUAU
Symsagittifera roscoffensis is the source of this 1445-nucleotide messenger RNA. Its product is annotated as WD repeat-containing protein 88-like. The transcript has 5 exons. NCBI's taxonomy places the organism in Eukaryota, Metazoa, Xenacoelomorpha, Acoela, Convolutidae. Gene Ontology annotation, molecular function: protein binding. Bases 174 to 1382 code for a protein of 402 amino acids. The record is from RefSeq and is a predicted model, not a curated record.